AUGGCCGAAAAGCACUUGCAGGAUGUUGAACUGCACGAAACAAAAUCUGAGGGUAUAGUUGGUGAGGCAGUUCAACUUGCUCACGAUGUUGACGAAACGAAGCCCCGUCCAUUCACCUUGGGCAUGUUUCGUCUUUAUGGUUGCUUGAUGGUCGCAUAUCUAUGUGGAUGUUUGAAUGGAUUCGAUGGCUCUUUAAUGGGUGGUCUUAAUGCUAUGAAGACUUAUCAAACCUACUUCCACAUGAGCGCUGCAGGGUCUUCGACCGGCCUUGUUUUUGCCAUGUACAACAUAGGCUCAAUUCCUGCAGUCUUCUUCACUGGUCCUGUCAACGAUCAUUUUGGAAGGCGGAUGGGCAUGUUCACUGGUGCAGUCUUGGUUAUCAUUGGUACAUGUGUUCAAGCGCCUUCAACAAAUAAUGGCAUGUUUUUAGCUGGCCGUUUUGUUCUUGGGUUUGGAGUCAGCUUUUGCUGCGUUAGUGCUCCUUGCUAUGUGAGCGAGAUGGCUCAUCCUGCUUGGAGAGGAACUCUCACUGGACUGUACAAUACUACCUGGUACAUCGGAUCAAUUUUGAUUUCCUCUGGCUUCGUUGCGAUUGGCGUUUGGUGGUUACCCGAAUCUCCUCGCUGGUUGAUGGCGCAAGACAAUGCAGAUGAGGCUGUUAAGGUCUUGGCAAGGUAUCAUGGGGAAGGUUCAAUCGAUCACCCAAUGGUGACUUUGCAACUCAAAGAGAUGCAACAGCAAAUUGGCCUUAAUGAUUCUGACAAAAGAUGGUGGGAUUGUUCUGAGCUAGUGGAAACUCACUCUGCUCGCCGCCGUCUUAUUUGCGUACUCGGAAUGGCAUGCUUUGGUCAAUUGAGCGGAAACUCCGUUACCAGUUACUGCUUACCUGAGAUGUUACUUAAUGCUGGAAUUGUAUCUGAAGAAAGACAGCUUUUGAUGAACGGCAUACACUCUCCUAUCUGCUUUAUUGGAGCCAUUGCUGGAGCCAGAUAUACAGACAAUUGGGGUCGUCGACCACUUUUACUCUACUCCAUCUUGUUCUGCUCGGGGUGCUUCGCAAUCAUCACGGGAACAUCUAAAUUGGCUACCCAGGACACAACCAACGUCACUGCUGUAAACACAGUCAUCGCAUUCAUCUACAUCUUCGGAUUUGUCUUUUCUUUUGGAUGA
Botrytis byssoidea is the source of this 1170-nucleotide messenger RNA. RefSeq lists its product as uncharacterized. The record is from RefSeq and is a predicted model, not a curated record. Gene Ontology annotation, biological process: carbohydrate transport; transmembrane transport. The transcript is spliced from 5 exons. Gene Ontology annotation, cellular component: membrane. Gene Ontology annotation, molecular function: carbohydrate:proton symporter activity. The coding region runs from base 1 to 1170 and encodes 389 amino acids. NCBI's taxonomy places the organism in Eukaryota, Fungi, Ascomycota, Leotiomycetes, Helotiales, Sclerotiniaceae.